Myotis daubentonii (Daubenton's bat) is the source of this 5304-nucleotide messenger RNA. RefSeq names its product basement membrane-specific heparan sulfate proteoglycan core protein-like. NCBI's taxonomy places the organism in Eukaryota, Metazoa, Chordata, Mammalia, Chiroptera, Vespertilionidae. The record is from RefSeq and is a predicted model, not a curated record.
AUGGGAGGAGAGCUGGAUGUCUUUGGAAUUCAUUCUGGAGGUAUAAUUGAUGAACUUGAGGAACUACAGGGUGCAAGAGACUUUCUGAGAGCUGAAUGGCAAUGUGGAGAUGGAUGCGGGCAAUCCCCGGCCGAUUCCGGCGAGUACGUUUGCCGCGUAGCGGGCGGUGCCGGCCCUGAGCAGGAGGCCUCCUUCUCAGUCACUGUCCUACCCAGAGCAGCGGGCUCCUCCUACCGCCUUAAUAGCCCUGUCAUCUCCAUCGACCCGCCCAGCAGCACCGUGCAGCAGGGCCAGGAUGCCAGCUUCAAGUGCCUCAUUCACGACGGGGCAGCUCCCAUCAACAUUGAGUGGAAGUUUCGUAACCAAGAGCUGGAGGACAACAUCCAGAUCAGCCCCAACGGCUCCAUCAUCACCAUCGUGGGCACCCGGCCCAGCAACCACGGUGCCUACCGCUGCGUGGCCUCCAAUGCCUACGGCGUGGCCCAGAGCGUCGUGAACCUCAGUGUCCAUGGGCCGCCUACGGUGUCUGUGCUCCCCGAGGGCCCUGUGCGGGUGAAAGUGGGGAAGGCCAUCACCCUGGAAUGUGUCAGUGCUGGGGAGCCCCGCUCUUCUGCUCGCUGGACUCGGAUCGGCACCCCCACCAACUUGGAGCAGCAGAUGUUCGGGUUCGUGGACAGCCACACGAUGCUGCAGAUUUCAUCAGCUAAACCAUCAGAUGCGGGUACCUAUGUGUGCCUUGCUCAGAAUGCACUGGGCACGACACAGAAGCGGGUGGAGGUGAUUGUGGACACGGGCAAUGUGACCCCGGGGGCCCCACAGGUCCAGGUUGAAGAAGUUGAGUUGACUGUGGAAGCCGGACACACGGCCACCCUGCGCUGCUCAGCCACAGGCAGCCCGAAGCCCACCAUCCACUGGUCCAAGCUGCGCUCCCCACUGCCCUGGCAGCACAAGCUGGAAGGUGACACACUGAUCAUCCCCCGGGUAGCCCAGCAGGACUCCGGCCAGUACAUCUGCAACGCCACCAGCCCUGCCGGACAUGCGGAGGCCACCAUCCUCCUGCAUGUGGAGAGCCCACCGUACGCCACCACGGACCCGGAGCACACUUCGGUGAGGGCAGGGGAGGCGGUGCAGCUCCAGUGCCUGGCUCAUGGGACGCCCCCACUCACCUUCCAGUGGAGCCGCGUGGGUGGUAGCCUCCCCGGGAGGGCGACGGCCAGGAACGAGAUGCUACACUUUGAGUCGGUGGCUCCCGAGGACUCAGGCCGCUACCGCUGUCAGGUCACCAACAGGGUGGGCUCGGCGGAGGCCUUCACCCUGGUACACGUUCAAGGCCCCUCCGGCUCGCUCCCUGCCACCCCCAUCCCAGCAGGAUCCACACACACCGUUCAGGUCACGCCUCAGCUGGAGACCAAGAGCAUAGGGGCCAGUGUGGAGUUCCAUUGUGCCGUGCCUAACGACCGAGACACCCAGCUCCGCUGGGUCAAGGAAGGGGGCCAGCUGCCUCCUGGCCACAGUGUGCAGGACGGGGUGCUCCGAAUCCAGAACUUGGACCAGAGCUGCCAAGGGACAUAUAUUUGCCAGGCUUAUGGACCAUGGGGACAGGCCCAGGCCAGUGCCCAGCUAGUUGUCCAAGCCCUGCCCUCAGUGCUCAUCAACAUCCGGACCUCCGUGCAGACCGUGGUGGUCGGCCAUGCUGUGGAGUUCGAGUGCCUGGCCAUGGGUGACCCCAAGCCUCAAGUGACGUGGAGCAAAGUUGGAGGACGCCUGCGGCCUGGCGUCAUGCAGAGCGGAGGCAUCGUCAGGAUUGCCCGCGUAGAGUUGGCCGACGCUGGACAGUACCGCUGCACCGCUACCAACGCCGCCGGCACCACCCAGUCCCACGUGCUGCUGCUCGUGCAAGCCUUGCCCCAGAUCUCAACACCCCCAGAGGUCCGUGUGCCUGCUGGUUCUGCAGCCGCCUUCCCCUGCAUGGCCUCUGGCUACCCUACUCCUGACAUCAGCUGGAGCAAGCUGGAUGGGAACCUGCCACCCGGCAGCCGCGUGGAGAACAACAUGCUGCUGCUGCCCUCAGUUCAACCCCAGGAUGCAGGCACCUACGUCUGCACUGCCACUAACCGCCAGGGCAAGGUCAAAGCCUUCGCCGACCUGCAGGUACCAGAGCGGGUGGUGCCCUACUUCACGCAGACCCCCCACUCCUUCCUGCCACUGCCCACCAUCAAGGAUGCCUACAGAAAGUUUGAGAUCAAGAUCACCUUCCGGCCUGACUCAGCUGAUGGAAUGCUGCUGUACAAUGGGCAGAAGCGGAUCCCAGGCAGCCCCUCCAACUUGGCCAACAGGCUGCCCGACUUCAUCUCCUUCGGCCUUGUGGGUGGGAGGCCUGAGUUCCGGUUUGACGCCGGCUCAGGCAUGGCCACCAUCCGCCACCCCACACCGCUGGUGCUGGGCCGGUUCCAUACCGUGACCCUGCUGCGUAGCCUCACCCAGGGCUCCCUGAUUGUAGGCAGCCUGGCCCCAGUCAACGGGACCUCCCAGGGCAAGUUCCAGGGCCUGGAUCUGAAUGAGGAGCUCUACCUGGGCGGCUACCCUGACUAUGGCGCCAUGCCCAAAGCAGGGCUGAGCAGAGGCUUCAUAGGCUGUGUCCGGGAGCUACAAAUCCAGGGCGAGGAGAUUGUCUUCCAUGACCUCAACCUCACAGCGCAUGGCAUCUCCCACUGCCCUACCUGUCGGGACCAGCCUUGCCAGAAUGGGGGCUGGUGCCAGGACUCAGAGAGCAGCAGCUACCUGUGCAUCUGCCCAGCUGGCUUCACCGGGAGUCGCUGUGAGCACUCCCAGGCCCUGCACUGCCACCCAGAGGCCUGUGGGCCCGACGCUACCUGUGUAAACAGGCCCGAUGGCCGAGGCUACAACUGCCGCUGUCACCUGGGCCGCUCCGGGCCCAGGUGUGAGGAAGGUGUGACCGUGACCACGCCCUCCAUGUCGGGCACUGGCUCCUAUCUGGUGCUGCCCGCCCUCACCAACAUGCACCACGAGCUUCGCCUGGACAUUGAGUUCAAGCCGCUGGCACCCAACGGAAUCCUGCUGUUCAGCGGGGGCAAGCGCGAGCCUGUGGAGGACUUCGUGUCCCUGGCGAUGGUUGGUGGCCACCUGGAGUUCCGCUACGAGUUGGGGUCAGGGCUGGCUGUUCUGAGGAGCCCAGAGCCACUGGCCCUGGGCCGCUGGCACCGUGUGUCUGCCGAGCACCUCAACAAGGACGGCAGCCUGCGGGUGGACGGCGGACGCCCCGUGCUGCGCUCCUCCCCGGGCAAGAGCCAAGGCCUCAACCUGCACACCCUCCUCUACCUCGGUGGCGUGGAGCCCUCGGUGCAGCUGUCCCUGGCCACCAACAUUAGCACUCCCUUCCGUGGCUGCCUGGGUGAGGUGUCAGUGAAUGGAAAGCGGCUAGACCUCACCUACAGCUUCCUGGGCAGCCGGGGCAUCGGGCAGUGCUAUGACAGCUCCCCGUGUGAGCGCCAGCCUUGCCAGAACGGCGCCACGUGCUUUCCUGCUGGCGAGUUUGAGUUUCAGUGUCUGUGUCGAGAUGGCUUCAAAGGAGACCUCUGCGAGCAUGAGGAGAACCCCUGCCAGCUCCGUGAGCCCUGUCUGCAUGGGGGCACCUGCCAGGGCACCCACUGCCUCUGUCCCCCCGGCUUCUCUGGCCCCCGCUGCCAACAAGGCUCUAGACAUGGCACCGCGGAAUCCGACUGGCAUCUUGAAGGCAGUGGGGGCAACGAUGCCCCAGGACAAUACGGAGCCUAUUUUGACGAUGGUGGCUUCCUAUCCCUCCCCAGCUACGUCUUCCCCAGGAGCCUGCCCAGGGUGCCUGAGACCAUCCAGCUGGAAGUUCGGACCAGCACAGCCAGCGGCCUCCUGCUCUGGCAGGGCAUGGAGAUGGGAGAGGCCAGCCAAGGGAAGGACUUCAUCAGUCUCGGGCUUCAGGAUGGGCACCUUGUCUUCAGCUACCAGCUGGGCAGCGGGGAGGCCCGCCUUGUCUCUGAGGACCCCAUCAAUGACGGCGAGUGGCAUCGGGUGACGGCGCUGCGAGAGGGCCGGAGGGGCUCCAUCCAGGUGGACGGUGAGGAGCUGGUCAGCGGCCAGUCCCCAGGCCCGAAUGUGGCCGUCAACACCAAGGGCAGCAUCUAUGUCGGCGGAGCCCCCAGCGUGGCCACACUGACCGGGGGCAGGUUCUCCUCAGGCAUCACGGGCUGUCUCAGGAACCUGGUGCUGCACUCGGCCGGGCCGGGCGCCCCCCCACAGCCCCUGGACCUGCAGCACAACGCCCAGGGGGGGGCCAACACGCGGCCCUGCCCCUCAUAGGCAGCUGCCUGCCCACAAGGACUCCUGGGCAGUGCCCCAGCCCCACAUCGUCGAGUCUAUUAUUAUUAAUAUUAUUAUUAUGAAUAUUUUGUAAGAAAUGGAGGCGAUGCCACGCUUUGCUGCUACCGCCCUGGGCUGGACUGGAGGGUGGGCGUGCCACCCCCCACCCAAACACACCUGGGCAAAGCCUCAGGCUGGGGAACAGGGCAGGCUGGCUGGGAGCAGGUGCCUCAGAGGGGCAGGCAUGGUGGCUGAGUGGCCUCAGAAGUGCCCCCACGGCAGAGCCAGGCCGCCCGUGUCUGCAGCCCUUGUCCCUACAAGAGCCAACCAUGGCGUACAGCCCGGGUCCUCCCCAGCCACUAGGAGCAGAGGGCGUCGCAGUGGCCUUUGCCACCCUCCUCUGGGUAGCAAAAGCUCUUUAGUGCCAACUGUGGAGCAAAAGGCAGCUCACCCCUGGACAGGCAGCCCCUACCCCGUUAGCCCAUGUCCCCGCCCCCCUCCACCUUCACCUCUGCCUGACCAGCUGGUCUGCAUUCCCCACCCAACACCUAGCCCAGGGCCCCCGCCCUCAGGGGCUACAGGGAAACUCCACCCCAGCUCCUACCAGGAGCUGCUGCAGCCCGAGCCCAGCACUGAGAGGGCCACAUCCCCCCACUGAUCUGGAAGUGAAGGCCCAAGGGAUAUGGGGGGAGGAGGGUGUUGGUUGGAAAGAGCGAGUGCCUUGGGUGGGGGAAGCCAGGACUCAUGACGGAGCGACAGGAAGGGGCCAUGGCACCCCUGCCCCAUCUGUGGGAACCUGAGGGCCCAGCUGGGGACAAGCGCCCGCCCCACCAGUAGCUCCCCAGAUGUUGGGUCAGGACGCCUGGCCUCUGUCCAGAAGGGCCCUCCUGUGGUCUUUGUCUUGAUCUUUCUUAAUAAACGGUGCUAUCCCCGUCAAAAAAAAAAAAACAA